Molecule: messenger RNA, 1791 nt
Organism: Sodiomyces alkalinus F11
Lineage: Eukaryota; Fungi; Ascomycota; Sordariomycetes; Glomerellales; Plectosphaerellaceae
Exons: 2
Coding region: 121-1791 (556 amino acids)
Biological process (GO): spliceosomal snRNP assembly
Source: RefSeq, a predicted model, not a curated record
GUAAAACUUGGGAGCAACUCAACUGCGCCUAACGUCUGCAGACCGAGACGUGCUUCGACCUCCCUCCAGAACCCAGAAAGUUCUACUGAUCUGGUUUGUCGUUUUCUGGUUCCCAACUCCAUGGCUUCCAAGCGUAGUCAUGCCACAUCUACCGAUGGGCAAGACGAGGCCUCUGUCGAGCAACCGGUGAAGAAACGAUCCAAGAACCAGUCCAGCAGCUCCAAGUCCGGACGACAGCAUCAAAAUUCCCACAUCGAUCCUACUUGGGGCCAGAAAUAUGUCUUCUCCAGCUAUGGCGAUGCUACUACUACGAUCCCCGCCGAUUCAGAUGUCGAGUUCGAAGAUGACGCCGAUGCCAUGGCCUAUCUGAAGUCAGUGAGACAAGAAGCUACCGGUAUUCCCCAUCUUCUCGUCGCCCCCAAGAUCCCGAUUGGGCCUCAACUUCCCGAAGGCUUCCGACCCCCCAACGGACCCGAUGACGAUGCCAACGAGAUAGCCGACAACAGCAAAGAGGAAGAAUUAAGCGACACUGCACUCGAUCGUGGUCUGUAUGAAAGCGGUAUUGGGGACUAUUGCGGGCGCUAUGAAGACGGCGCAUACAUCGGUCAUCCUGAUUCUUGGGUCGAAGAGGCAGAAGCACAAGGGGGUGAAGAUGGCCAAGACUGGGACGGCUCGCCAUCCCACCGAAACGCCGAUACCGAAGCAGCCGUUCACGAGGCCUACUUCGCCUCCCAGCUGGACCACUACCAUGCCCUGCGCGCAGUCCUCCGAUCCAAACCACCCGAAAGCGUCGUCUCCGAUCUCCCUCGCACCCACAGCCCCCACGUCGGCCGCCUGGGCCCUCGGAGUCCCGUCUUCAAGAUCUGGAACCACCGUCUCCGCAACACCGACCCGCUCCCCGCCCAGAUCGCCUCCAUGGACAAGGAGUCUGUCCUCCGGGUCCUCCGGGUCCUGCUCUCGGGCAGCUUCCUCCGCCGCGGCGCCGAGCUGCACGAGCGCACAAGCCGCUGGGUCUGGGCUCUGCUGGCUCGUCUCCCCCCGCCCGGCGAGCUGAACCACGUCGAGAUCGCCUGGGUGCGCGACCUGGGCCGCCGCGCCGUGCUCUUGAGCCAGAGCUUGGCAGAUAUGGCGAACCUCCGGGACGCACUCGACGGGGAGGGCGUAGACCUAGGCGUGCACGAGGCUGUGGAUGACAGCUCCGACGACGACGAGGACGUGUUGCAAGACAUGGAGGUCGAAGAGCCGGAACCCGAGGAGGACGAGGGCACGGUUGAAGAAGAAGACGGAGACGAUCAGCAGGAAAACACCGGUGCGAUUUCUGGCGAACCAGACGGAAUAGAAAGGAGAGAUGAAACCGCUGCUGAACCCGCCGUUGGUGCUGCAACGGCAACCAAAGACGAUACCGCAACCGCCGAGGACGUCGAAGACGGCGAGAUCGACGAGAAGGGAGAGGAAGAUCGGCACUCGCAAUCCAUGGACUGUUCCGAGGAUGGCGAGGUGGUCGAGGACGACACGUCCGCGCCGCACCAGGCCGCCCCGGAGACAGACGAGGGGUUGGAAGCCGCGAAAGCGCGGGUGCUGGCGCAGCUCGAAGACGUCGACGUCCAACCCCCGGCUCAGGACUCCAGAGGGACAGCUGCGGAAGAGGAAGAAGACGAAAAAGCACCCGACGCCCGCUUGCGUGCCAGGAUGAACAUGCGUGCUACCCUGAACAUGAUCCUAACCGUCGCCGGUGAGUUCUACGGACAGCGGGAUCUUCUCGAGUUCAGGGAUCCCUUUGCAGGUAUGUAG